CACGGGCCUCGUGUUUAGUAACACUUCGAACGCUUGACGAUCUCCACAUGUGGGGAGAGUGCUGUGCCCGACGAUCGCAGCAGCAGCAAUUCAGCGUUUUCUUUUCGUGUGUGUUUUGAGAUAGAGAGAGCGAAAUACAGAGAGAGAGAUUGCAAGAGUGAGACAUAUAUAGUUUGUGCGUAGGACCAAAGGACCCAUCGAAGAUGUUACCCAGAGAUCUACGGCAUCUCUCGGGUCUGCUGGGAGCCGUGUAUCUGCUGGUUGGCGUUGUGUCCUUUGCGGAGGCGGCAAAGGAAUGCAACACAACGCUAUGUGACUGCAAGGGCAUCAAGGGACGCAUGGGAGCCAUUGGACCGGCAGGUGUGCCCGGUAUGGAGGGUCCGCCCGGAGACACCGGACCAUUUGGACCGCCCGGUCCACUCGGAGAGAAGGGUGAUGUGGGCGAGUACGGCGAAGUUGGCGAGAAGGGACAUCGGGGAGACGUUGGUCCGCACGGACAAACAGGUUACCCAGGCGCAAGGGGUCCCCAUGGCGAAGACGGCACGGCCGGACCCCGCGGCAUUGACGGCUGCGACGGUCGUCCGGGCCAGCAGGGCAUUGCCGGACCACCCGGAGACAACGGCCUGCGUGGACCCAUGGGCAAGCAAGGCGUCAAUGGUGCUCCCGGUGACGCUGGCGAAGGUGGCAUCAACUCCAAAGGCACCAAGGGCAGUCGCGGUGACCACGGGCCGGCUGGAAGCGACGGCCCGCCUGGUUUCGAAGGCGAUCGCGGUCAGAAGGGAGACACAGGCUUCGCCGGCAUCACGGGCGAGAAGGGAGACCAGGGACCCGAGGGAUUCAAGGGUGAGACGGGCGAGCCAUCGGACCUGCCCUACACUCUGCAGGGUCUUCCCGGCCUCAAGGGUGAGCCUGGCGAGGGUGAGCCCGGCGCCUUGAUCUACGACGACUCACUAAAGGGCUACAAGGGAUACAUUGGUGAGCCCGGUGAUGCGGGCCCGAAAGGACCCUCUGGCGAGCAGGGCCUGUACGGACGCGCUGGUCUGCCCGGUGGCAGAGGCGACACCGGUGAGCCCGGCGAACGUGGCAAGCCCGGAAAAGAUGGCGAGGCUGGUGUGCCCGGCGACAAGGGCGCUAAAGGUGCUCCCGGCUACAACGGUGAGGACGGACUCGACGGCCCCAAGGGAGAAAUUGGCGAGGAUGGUUUCGACGGCAUGCCUGGUAUUCAAGGACUUCCCGGACCGCCGGGUAUCUACGACCCCAGCUUAAGUCAGUCCUUGCCCGGACCCAUUGGUCCCCAGGGUGACAUCGGACCCGUGGGCAAUCCUGGCCUCAACGGAGUUCCCGGCAAGCCUGGUCGACGUGGUCCCCCUGGCCCGUCCGGCUCUCCCGGAGAGCAAGGUUUGAGUGGCAACCGAGGACCGCCCGGCCGCAGUGUCAAGGGCGAAGAAGGUGACUACGGCUUCAUAGGACCUCCCGGACAGCAGGGACCAGCUGGCGACGCUGGGCCUCCCGGCCGUAUUGGUAUCCGUGGUGAUCCUGGCUUCAAUAUUCAGGGCCUCAAAGGUCAAGCCGGAUUAAAUGGUCUGCCCGGAGUCGAUGGCUAUCGCGGCGAACGCGGCGAGGUAGGAUUACCCGGUGACAAGGGCUUGCCCGGAGUUGGCUACAACAUUGUGGGACCACCCGGCUCCCAGGGACCCCCUGGAAUACGGGGUCGUCCAGGUGACGACGGCCUCCCCGGUUUCCGUGGAUGGAUCGGCGACAAGGGCAUACGUGGCGACGACUGCGGAAUCUGUAAUGCCGGACCACGUGGACCACGAGGACACGAGGGCGACACUGGAUACCCGGGCCAGCAUGGAGAUCGAGGCCUCAUCGGUAUAACUGGGGCCCGUGGAGCCAAGGGCAUACAGGGAAGACCAGGAAAGCCUGGAUUCAAGGGUAUUCGUGGCACACAAGGCAGCCCCGGAGAGCCCGGCCAGACAGGACGGUCUGGUCCCGACGGUUUGAUCACAGAAAUCGGUAGUCGAAGGGAAGCCGAGCGUGGCGACGAUGGCGAUUAUGGCCGCCGCGGCGACCAGGGCUUGGAAGGCGACAAGGGUCUGCCCGGCUUCCAUGGUGCAUUCGGUGCCCGAGGAGAGCCUGGACAGCGCGGUGACUACGGUGAUGCGGGACGUCCUGGAGUCGAUGGACGCCCCGGUCGUCCUGGCCGAAACGGAAAGCCUGGCCUUCAGCCAAACACCCCAAAAAUAUACCUGGUCGGAGAGCCCGGCUACAAUGGACGCCGCGGAGAUCGUGGAGAUGAGGGCAGCCGCGGCCUGAAGGGCGACAAGGGUGAGCCGCAUCCCGGUGAGAUCUACGACAACAGAGGCGAACCUGGAGAGCUUGGCGAACCAGGACUUCCCGGCUUCCGUGGACCAAAGGGCGAGAUGGGAGAGCCUGGCCUAGCUGGUGAAGUUGGAGAUGUCGGCCCGGUAGGUGACACCAUUGAGGGACCCAUUGGAGCCAAGGGCUAUCCUGGCUUAACGGGCGACUACGGACUCCAUGGAGCGCCUGGUCUACCUGGCCUUGAGGGUGCGCCUGGCCUUGACGGUGUGCUCGGCUACAAGGGACAGCGCGGAGAGCCCGGCCCGUAUAUUCUUCCCGGUGAUAUAGGCAUACCUGGACGAGCAGGCAUCGACGGGUUGCCAGGUGACGAUGGCCCGCCUGGACCUUACGGACCACCCGGCAUAAGUGGACGCAAAGGAGCUAAGGGUGAAACGGGCCCGGCCGGGGCUACCGGAUUCACAGGACUUCCCGGAAACAAAGGCCAGCGCGGUGACUACGUUCAAGGUCCGACCGGACCCAAAGGUCAACCUGGUCGUACCGGUCGACUGGCAGCGCACGGCGUCAAAGGACAAAAGGGCGACGUUGGCUACUCUGGACAGAGUGGUCAGAAUGGAGCCAAGGGCAACAUUGGCUAUUCUGGCAACCGCGGUGCUCUCGGCAAUCCUGGACCCCAAGGCGUGCCUGGUAGUGCAGGUAUUGGCGGACUUCCGGGUAUGAUUGGUGACAUGGGAGAUCGUGGCGACAUCGGCUUCGAUGGUCGUCCUGGCGACAUUGGCCCUCGUGGAUCCGUUGGAGACAUGGGACUGAAAGGUGUAACUGGUGAUGAGGGAAAGUUCGGUUAUCCUGGCGCCAGCGGCUUACCUGGCCGGAAGGGAGAACAGGGCGACCGUGGCUUCCCCGGAAGGGAGGGUGCCAAGGGCGUGGCCUCCUACAGCGGCAUCAAGGGCGACGGAGGAGAGCCCGGUUGGACUGGUCCACCUGGUUACAAGGGUGCCGCCGGCUCGAAGGGAGUGCGAGGAUCUAUCGGCGACUCUCCGGUUGCAGUCGAUGGAAACUUGGGCCGUAAGGGUGAGGCUGGCAAUCCGGGAUACAACGGACUGCCUGGUCUGUACGGACAGAAAGGUGUUCGCGGUGAUCGUGGCUUCAGCGGAAUGCCGGGCCAACAAGGACAAGACGGCGAACAAGGAUUCCCCGGCUACCGUGGUCGCAAUGGAGCUCCCGGCCCCAAGGGAUCGCUUGGAGAAAGAGGUCCCAAUGGUUCCCUAGGUCCACAAGGAGAGAAAGGCGACGAUGGCUACCCGGGCCAAAUGGGACAGAUCGGAGACCAGGGUCGUCAGGGUGAACCAGGUCUUACUGGACCACAGGGACAGACUGGAGACGAAGGUGAGCUCGGCUAUCCCGGACGACUUGAGGGACUCGGCGACCGCUACCUAUACCGUGGCUUGCCCGGAUCACGCGGCAUUCAAGGCGAGCAGGGACAGAAAGGAGAGCAGGGCCUGAUUGGAUAUUAUGGCGCCCCAGGUGCGAAGGGAUUCGUGGGUGACAUUGGUCUUGCUGGCCUGUCCGGAAUGGAUGGCCUUCCUGGAGAUAAUGGAUUGCCUGGUGACAAGGGUCUGAGAGGUCCACCCGGAUUGGCCCUUACAGCGGAACGCGGCGAUGACGGUGUCAUGGGAUACGAUGGACUGCCCGGACGUCCGGGCCGCAUGGGUCAGAAGGGAGCACCUGGCGAGCAGGGCGAGUAUGGCCUGAACGGUGAUAUUGGACACCGUGGUCCCGAGAUCCAGGGCCCGCCCGGUGCCCGAGGUGAUGUCGGCUACCCAGGAGCUCCAGGACGCAAUGGUCAGUACGGCCAGACCGGUGAGAAGGGCGAGCGCGGAAACACUGGACGUCAGGGAAAUGUCGGCGAGGCUGGAUUUGCCAUCCAUGGCCGUCAAGGUGACAUUGGUGAUGUGGGCUUCCAAGGAGCACCCGGACGUGAUGGCGCCAAGGGAGAGAGAGGUUUCCAGGGCCAACCUGGCCGCUACGGAAUUGUGGGUGCGCCCGGACCACGUGGCCUUACAGGCGAUGCUGGCUGGAGUGGCAUUGACGGAAUGGACGGACUCUUCGGCAGGAAGGGUGAAGCGGGCGAUACCUACUCGUACGUCCAUGCCCAGAAAGGAGAUCGUGGCGAGCCCGGUCUGGACGGUUUCAAGGGUGAGCAAGGCGAUGAGGGCCGGCCAGGCCUGGAAGGCCUCUACGGUCUGCAAGGUAUAGCCGGCUAUCAUGGUGAUCAGGGUGAGAUGGGCUACGCCGGCGCCGAUGGACCACCGGGACCACGCGGCGACAUCGGUGAGAUUGGCCUGACGGGACGUCCUGGACUCCGUGGUCAACCGGGUCCCCCUGGUGACCCAGCUCCUCCGCCACCGAAGCCCAAGAGCCGCGGCUUCAUAUUCACGCGUCACUCGCAAUCGGUGGUUGUGCCCCGGUGCCCGGCAAACACCAACAUGCUGUGGGAGGGCUACUCCUUGUCCGGCAACGUGGCCGCCAGUCGGGCCGUCGGCCAGGACUUGGGCCAGUCCGGAUCCUGCCUAAUGCGCUUCACCACAAUGCCCUACAUGCUCUGCGACCUGAAUAAUGUCUGCAACUAUGCGCAGAACAACGACGACAGUCUCUGGCUGUCCACUGCCGAGCAGAUGCCCAUGACCAUGACACCCAUACAGUCCAGGGAUCUCAUGAAAUAUAUCUCCCGAUGCGUUGUGUGCGAGACAUCGACCAGGAUCAUUGCCCUGCACUCUCAGUCCAUGUCCAUACCGAACUGCCCUGGCGGCUGGGAGGAAAUGUGGACCGGUUUCAGCUACUAUAUGACCACCAUGGACAACACUGGAGGCAUUGGCCAGAACCUGGUCUCACCUGGCUCCUGUUUGGAGGAGUUCCGUGCCAAUCCUGUCAUUGAGUGCCACGGACAUGGACGCUGCAACUACUACGACGCUCUGGCCUCCUUCUGGCUGGCGGUCAUCGAGGAGCAAGACCAGUUUGCACAGCCACGUCAGCUGACCCUCAAGUCGGAUCCGACCAGCAAGAUUAGCAGGUGCACGGUCUGUCGUCGUCGCAGCGAUAGCUAUGUGACCCGAACGACAUCCACCUCCUCGUGGUCUUCGUCAUCUGGAGCCGGUUCAAGAACCGGUUCAGCAGGAGCAUCGCGAUCGGGAUGGGGAACUGGAUCAGGAACUGGAUCUAGCUCUGGCUCAGGCUCAGGAUGGUCCACCGGAUCAGGAACUGGAACUGGCUCUGGCUCUGGCUCAGGAUGGGCUACCGGAUCAGGAACUGGAACUGGCUCUGGCUCUGGCUCAAGAUGGGCCACCGGAUCGGGAUCUGAACCUGGUACUGGAUAUAGAUCGGGUCCAGGUUCAUCCUGGUCUUCGGGCUCUCCGACCAGCUGGUCAGGUGGUUCAUCAGUGCCCGACUAUCGGUCUGGACCAAUCCCACAACCACAGGUGCCGCCACCGGCCAACAUCUACAACGUGAGGUACAACAACCGUCGCCCGAACAACAGCCAACAGCAAAGCUUCAGCAACCAGUACGCCCCGCACGGCAAUCCACGACAGUACCGUCGGCGUCCGCGUGAGGACACAACCGCACCCUAAACAGCAGGCCGCAGUUCGAGAACAGUUUACGUACUAAGUAGCAGUUAAAUUUCGUUUUAAGUUUAUUGCCAUCAAUCCGAUGCUUCUGUUAAUCAACCAACCACGAGCAGUGCCAUCUUUUGUCGAGUAUCCUCUGAGGAGUUGUGUAAUCUAAUUACGUGGACAAACCAUAAUAAUACUUAUACCAAGAACCAAACGAAACAACCAAAAAGAAACGAAAGAGAAGAGACGAGAACAUAAUUUCCACUGCCCCUCGACUUGCCAUUAAAUGAUCCAUCUGCAAACUUUGUAGGAAAUAUU
This is a messenger RNA of Drosophila subobscura, 6245 nucleotides long. RefSeq names its product collagen alpha-3(IV) chain (gene vkg). Gene Ontology annotation, molecular function: extracellular matrix structural constituent. The coding region runs from base 204 to 5945 and encodes 1913 amino acids. NCBI's taxonomy places the organism in Eukaryota, Metazoa, Arthropoda, Insecta, Diptera, Drosophilidae. The record is from RefSeq and is a predicted model, not a curated record. Gene Ontology annotation, cellular component: collagen trimer. The transcript is spliced from 9 exons.